Messenger RNA from Talaromyces atroroseus, 1542 nucleotides. RefSeq lists its product as hypothetical. The record is from RefSeq and is a predicted model, not a curated record. Bases 1 to 1542 code for a protein of 513 amino acids. The transcript has 5 exons. Lineage: Eukaryota; Fungi; Ascomycota; Eurotiomycetes; Eurotiales; Trichocomaceae.
AUGGCGUCCUUGAGAGCACUAAAGCACUGCGAAUCCAACCUCACAACCCUGCGGGACACUUUGAAGAUUGAAGAUAUGAGGAAAAGCUACCACGCAAGCAUGGAGUCGCAGGAAAAGUUUGUCGGGCUCCACAAGGCAGCUUUCCUCACCUUGGGCAAGUUAACCAAGGCAAACCUCGUCGAGAAUCUGAUGCGAGACAUCAUGAAGGACUUGAAGGCCCUCGCGAUCUGCAGCACCUUCAAUCUCUCAGAUCAGCUGGGGCAGCUAGAGGACGCCGUCACCGAAUUGUCAAAGCGAUUCGUGCCAAACUCUUGCAAGCCAACAGCUGCGGCAGACUUGGUCAUCUCCCGAUAUCAAACCGGAUCAUACAAGAGGCUCACGAGGAAGCCUACACCAAGCUUGGCAAGAAGGCACGACGAAUCGCCGAGGCUUCGAGCUUGUGCUGACCAGAGCAAUGAUAGCGCUCCUAUACCUCUACAUGGCCCAGUGGAGGAUUCACAAUGUGGUCCCGCUGUUGAAGGCCAAGGUCACCAUCGCGGCUGGUCUUCUGCUGUGCUUUCUGUAUUCAAUAAGGGGGCAUUUGAGAGCGAUUAUCGUGAUACUCUUCGUGGUCGCGGCGAUUGGGCAGAUUGUCUUGAGAUAUAUCCAUCGAUAGAGCCAACAACCUUGGAGGUUGAAGUCCUGUUUGAGCCCAAGUGCCGUAGUAGAAACAUUGAAAGUCCACGAGAGUGCCAUAUUCAGCCAGCACAGCAGAGUGACUACACAGCAAAAAUGGCCAACAACCACGACAAUGCCCUGCCAGCGCCAACGCUUUACCAUCUGUCAUCGUCUCAGUCCAUGCGCAUUCUUUGGGCUCUCGAGGAACUGUCUCUUUCGCGCGGGCUGGAGUACAACGUGAAACACCACCGACGCGAACGCGGGCGUGCACCAGCAGUCCUGCAAGAGACCUUCCCACUAGGAAAAUCGCCCAUUCUCGAAAUUCCAGGCGUGCAACUAUUCCGGCCGUUGCCAUUCAUAUACAACAAGAAUGAUUCACCAGACACCAUCAUCACAGAGUCUCGUCUGAUCCUGCAAUUGCUAUCAGACCACUACUCCGCUGGCGAAUGGAUGCCGACCAGCGACGAAGACCAAGAUCGCAAUCUUUAUUUCCAGGAAUUUGCAAACACUACACUCAGCCCCAUCGUGGAUCGCAUUCUGUACUUUCAAAUCAUCCCCCCUAACGCACCGUGGAUUGUGCGACCGUUGAUGUACGCUAUCUUCAACCCUAUUGUGAAAAUCUUUGUUCACGAUGUUGAUGCACCAUUUGCGCUCAUGGAGCGUGCCUUGUCAGAUGAGAAGCCAUGGUUUGCGGGUGCGAACUUGGGUCUGGCUGACUUUAGUAUGUCGUGGCCCUUGGACUCGGCGUCACAGAGGGGUUUGUUUGACGAGAGGAAGUACCCUAAAGUAGCGGAUUGGCUGAAAAGGGUGCAUGAUAGGCCUGCUUACCAGAGCGCGAUCAAAAAGGGGACUCCUUAUGAUCUGGUGCGGUUUGAAGUGAAGUAA